Castor canadensis (American beaver) is the source of this 3678-nucleotide messenger RNA. RefSeq names its product mitochondrial ornithine transporter 2. Lineage: Eukaryota; Metazoa; Chordata; Mammalia; Rodentia; Castoridae. Gene Ontology annotation, molecular function: L-ornithine transmembrane transporter activity. The record is from RefSeq and is a predicted model, not a curated record. Gene Ontology annotation, cellular component: mitochondrion. Gene Ontology annotation, biological process: mitochondrial L-ornithine transmembrane transport.
GAAGAAAAAUGUGGUUCCAGAGAAAAGAAUUUCAAAAAUACUGAUAUGGGGCACUCUCCAGACAAAGGGCCAGACCUCCUAUUGACAAACUAUCUAUGCAUAAUGUGCUUUUUUAUUGCCUCACUUUUUAAAUAUUAAUUGACGACCAAGGUUAACCAGUCAAGGAAAACUUUCUAAAUAAGACUCAUUUCCACACACUCCUGCCGCUGAUUUGUUUUUACCUCCAAAGUGAAGUAAAUCUGCAGAGCUCAGGCCCCCAACACUGCUUCCAGGAGAGUGAGGGGAAGCAACAGCUGGCUGAGAUUUUCUGAUAAAAGCAGCCAUGGUCUCUAGCAAUUCACAAAUAGUUUGUCUUCUCUAUUUUAAAAUUUCCGUAGAUUACCCAAUUUGCAUUGAGCUCGACCAACUGAGAGCUCUGCCCCACUGAGCUUGUGAAGUGCCGGCUGCAGACCAUGCAUGAAAUGGAGUUGUCAGGAAAGAUAGCAAAAAGCCCUAACGCGCGCGCGUGUGUGUGUGUGUGUGAGGGGGAGGGGGGUGUCAGCACUGGGUUUGGACUUAGGGACUCACAAUUGCUAUUUUGGUUUGAGUGGCAAGAAACGGGGAAGUCUAGCCAAACAGGAAAGCGUUUCUUCUUUCCCUGGUGUUUGGGGAUAUAACCUGGGCAGGGUCUCCCACCAGCUAAGCACAUGCCCUGCACCUGAGCUACAUUUCGGCCCCAGGGAAGCAUUUCUCUGUCCCCCGGGUGUACAGCGGUCACGUGGAGUCAGCCUGUCAUUGCAUGAAUGUAGGAGAAGCUUUCAGUGGCUAGAUUACAGCUCACCAAAAGUAUUCAUCCAGCCUCUCCCCGCGGGAAUGGUGGGCUGCUGGUGGGGCCAGUGGGGCACUCGCGGGCUCGCGAGCCGCGGCAGGGGUUACGUCCGAACAAACCGGAGCACAGCGACGGCUCAACCUGGGGUUAAGCGGUCUCUACCCGGGAGUGAGGGACACCCAGGCACUGGGCGCGGUAGGACGAGAGACACUAGUCCUACGAUCCAGGGGGCUGCCUUCCAACGGAGACCUGCGGACCAGCAGGCGAACAUGAAGUCCAGCCCUGGCAUCCAGGCUGCCAUAGAUCUCACCGCGGGGGCCAUAGGGGGCAGCGCAUGUGUGCUGACUGGGCAGCCCUUCGACACGAUCAAAGUGAAGAUGCAGACCUUCCCCACCCUGUACACUGGCCUUAUCGACUGCUUCCUGAAGACCUACAACCAAGUGGGUUUCGGGGGCUUGUACAAGGGGACCAGCCCUGCGCUCCUGGCCUAUGUCGCCCAGAGCUCUGUCCUCUUCAUGUGCUAUGGCUUCUGCCAACAGCUUGUAAGGAAAGUGGCUGGACUGCACAAGCAGGAAGCGCUGAAUGAUCUGCAGAAUGCAGCCGCAGGCUCCAUCGCCUCUGCAUUUGCUGCGCUGGUACUGUGCCCCACCGAGCUUGUGAAGUGCCGGCUGCAGACCAUGCAUGAAAUGGAGUUGUCAGGAAAGAUCGCAAAAAGCCCUAAUACAGUCUGGUCUGUGGUGAAGAGUGUUAUUAGGAAGGAUGGCCCCUUAGGCUUCUACUACGGACUGUCCACCACUCUAGUUCAGGAAGUACCCGGCCAUUUCUUCUACUUUGGUGGCUAUGAACUGAGCAGAUCGUUUUUUGCAUCAGGGAGCUCAAAGGAUGAACUAGGCCCUGUUCCUUUGAUGUUAAGUGGUGGAAUGGCUGGAAUCUGCCUCUGGCUGGUCAUAUUCCCGUUGGAUUGCAUUAAAUCCAGAAUUCAGGUUCUUUCUAUGGCUGAAAAGCCUGCAGGAUUUAUUGGGACCCUUUUAAGUAUUGUGAGAAAUGAAGGAAUAUUAGCCUUAUAUUCUGGACUAAAAGCUACUUUAAUUCGAGCAGUUCCUUCCAAUGCGGCACUAUUUGUGGCUUACGAAUACAGCAGGAGGUUGAUGAUGAGCCAAGUGGAAGCAUACUGAAAUGCCACACGCAGUCACAUGAGUUUAAAGACGGUAGUUCUACGAGCUCACUGCAUAUAAAAGCAACACGGAUUAUUUAUGACUUCUUGGGAAUUUUGGUUUUAUCUUCCCUUCCUCUACUCUAAAUCUCAAACUUUAUAGACCUCUAUUUAUAUCACAUAAUUUCUGCCCAUAAUCAAUUGAAAUAGAAAUUUUCUGCUCUUGCCAUUGGUAGGAUAUACAGAGUGAACCCACGUCUCUACCUCUAAUCUGCAAGGCUGUGUAUAGUUCUGUUAGGGUUUUGCAUAAACCUGUAUGUGUGCAUGCAGUUUGGAUGGUUAUACAUUGUGAGGGAAACAUAAUUUGAUUCCUUACUGGUCUCAAAUACCACCCAAAACACCUAUGGUUUUUCAUGUUUCAUGGUUGCUUAGCCCAUUCAAGAUGUCGGUUCUAUUUAAAAACCUGCUUAACAUGAGCACCACACCGAGCUGUUAAAAGUUUUUAAAAGUCUUUAUGUGGUGCUUGAAAACCAAAUAGUCACAUAUAUUUUUAAGAGGGGAUUGUACUUGCAUGCUAGUGUGGCUUCUACUUUCAUUAGUAAAGUUUCAGAGUAGGCAUCCUGGAUUUUCUAUUCUUAAAAAUAGCAAUUAAUUUUCAAAGUGGUAUUAUUUUCUGCAUCAUGAUGGUAUUUUCAGGUGUGGCCUUGCGUGUUAGACCUUUGGGAAACAGCACGACUCUCACCUGCAACAACUUCCUUUCUUUUCUUUCAAAGAGCCAGGCUUUAGACUGAGGAAGGAAUGGGACUGUGUUCCCCUGCUUCAGUGAAGACCCAUGUGGAUGGAAGCAGUUUUUGGCUUAUGAUCUCUGGGUCCUGGCCUCAGUAGGAUUCCAAAAUGUUCUGUUGGCCCAUUUUGAGUUGUUGAUUCACUUUGGGUCACUCACUGUUCUCUGUGCCUCCACCAAUCAGAAAUUCUUCCAGCAAAUACAAAUCAUCAAAGCUAAGAGAAGCUUCUAUUUCCUGUUUGGUGAUAGAGGGACAGUACUCCUGGGUAAAGUCAUCUCCUCUCAGGCAGAACUAGAGUACACUUAAUGCUUUCAUUCCACAGUGAGUAAUGUCAGGGCUGACUCAGUCUUAGUUUACCUUGGGGUCCAUAACUCCUUGUCAAGUUUUCAGUGUUAGAGCCUUCUAAAUUUGGUACUGGUGGUCAGUGAACUUUAAUGAUGACUAUUUAUAGGGUGUGAGGAUAUUAAAGGAAGGAAACACAAGGAAAGCAAUUUUAUUAAACUAUACCUUAUGUAUAUGUAUAAGCACUGACAGCUUCUAAAACAAAAUUCCACACACACCAAAACAAAAUGAACUCUAUCUCAAAAUCAUGGUUCAGCUUAUUCCACAGACUUGGAUUCGAGCAGCUGUUUUUUGACCAUAUUGUGUAAGCAAUACACUUAUACCACUAAAUUAAGCAUCGUUCUGUGUUACCCCAAGACCAACAGGAUUUCUCUCAAUAAGUGUUUCAGCUAUAAAGCUGAAAGGAAGUGGGCUACCGGUCUUAACAGUCCACACCAUGUGUGUCUAUCACUGUCAGCAGAAUGUAAAUCCUGUGUGAACCUACUAGUUUCCUUAAGCUUUUUUUUUAUUCAUUAAGCCUUUAUGGUAAUUCUAGCUAUAGUUCCAGAAGCAAGAAAGUUAGGAAAAUGAGAUGGUGGCAAAAAAGGACU